UCCCCCAACAACCGACUAGUUGUGUGAUGGCGGUGCGCUGUGGAAGUACAGUCGUUAAUAUCAAUUGUCGCUACUACACCUCUUUGGAAGUAUAAUAUAUUUCUACGGGAGGAAACCAGGUGUGUUUUUACAGCAGAACGACAGUUCAACACCACAACAAUGACGGAUGAUUAUGACAGAAACAAAGUUUGCUGUGACAUACCUAUAAAAAGCUGUGAGCAUUUAGUUACCCAAUGAGAAAUGCUUGAUGAGAGAUGUAAGAUGGAGAUUGGGUUUGCCCUACUUGGAUUAUUGAUCUGUAGCCAGCUGUGUACAGCAGAACCAAACUGUUUACCUGAAGUUGAUAUCUCGAAAAACGGUGUAACCCCUGACGACCCAUUUGUGUAUUUUGGUGAGCACAUUAACCUAAACUGCACGGUGUCCACAAAACAGCUUCCUAAAAAUUCAAUGCUGAUAUUUGUGACGAAGCGCGAUGACGGAAAAGAGGAAGAAGUAGAAAACACUAUUUUGAUCCGAACUGAUUCAACACUAACCAUAGCCAUAAAUGAAACAAUCACAACACCAGUUAAACUCACCUCGAAAUCACUCAACUACCGAUGCAGACUUCGGUGUGACACUGGCAGCCAGGAAGUAGGAUAUCAGUAUGUUACAGUAGAUAGUCCACCACAAACACCUGGGAACCUAUCUUGUGUUAAUUACAACUGGAAGAACCUUACCUGUUAUCUUCUCUAUGGAACACAUUACCGCAGCAGUGAAAUCAGCAUCACAUGGGAGUGGACAGUCGGCCAUCAGUGGGGCAGAUGCCCUAAAUUAAACACCACCUCCACUCAAGCUGUCUGUUUUUGGCUUAGUGCCCAUGUCGGAGAACAUACUUUCCGUAUCAACAUUACAAACAACCUGCGAAGGUCUGAUCCACCUGUGACUAAAAUGUUCAAAAUCAACCCUCCUGUUGAACCUGAUAAAGUAACAAACAUCACCUCCAUGGCUAACAGUACCUACGCCAGCCUUACCUGGGGUCACAGCAGUGGUAGCAAGAACCUACUCUACAAUAUACACUACUGUUCUCGCUGGGAUUCCUGUAAGGAAAUGCAGAGUAAACAUAGGAGAGUGGUUCUUUUAAAUUUGGUUCCUGACACAGAGUACAAUGUCAGCAUUGUGGCUCGGCCAUUCUAUAACAACUGUGUGACCGGAUACACAAGCAGCCCUGCCUAUAUCAACUUCACAACUCAGACAGACGUGCCCUUGUAUAACCCCAAGAUGCAGCCAGGAUUCUAUGAGACCAUCAACAGCACUGCUAUUAUUGUGUACUGGAAGAACAUUCCAGAAAAGGUUCAGAAUGGAAGAAUUCAACUCUACAAUGCUACUAGUUUCUUACUGGAGAACGGAACACAAAUCUUGACUGUCCCAAAACUGUUUUCCACAGUUAAACACACCAAUACCUCAGAGAACUUUCUAUCUAUAAAUGGACUAUGUAGCACCUGUAAAUACCGCGUGGAGCUGGCUCUGAAGAAUAUGAAGGGAUAUUCUCACAAUGACUCCUCCCAACUCUAUCUUCUACCUCUACUUCAACGCCCUGUUGUAAAACAUAUUGGGAAGUUUACUGUGGAAGCCAUGAAUGACACGUUUGUCAGAAUUAUGUGGCUGGACCAAAGUCAGCCUUACGCAACAACUGUCAAGUCUAUAACAAACUACAGCAUUGUCUGGUGUCGUCGUAAUAACAAUUCUCAUCUUUGUAAGGGGGAGCUACAGGAUAAGGUUGUACGUAAAUCGGUGAAUGAAUUGGAGAUAAAUUUGAAGAGUUCAUUCCGAGACUACAGAUUCGGGAUGUCUGUUGAGGUAGACACUACCCAAGGUUUACUGGUCAGCAGUGGAAUUGAGUGGGGGACAUCUGUACCCUUCCUUAAAUAUGGAGUACCAAAUGAUGCCCCGCCAGACGUAGAAAUAGAGCUCACUGAACCCCGCGGCUUUAACACAACUUGGGGACCAUAUGAGGCUAAUUCCCCUGAUCAUAGCCCAGCUGUGGCAUAUCAGGUUAUUUACUGUAGUAAAUACAACUGUACAGCUGUCAAUAUUACUGCCAGUGACAGCAUGAUGAAGUUUACAAUUACAUCAUUAUCCCCUGGGCCCUACAACUGUACUGUCCGUGGCAUAUUCCCUGGAGGAUACGGACCAAUGAGCACUUCCUCCAAAUUAGUGGUCGGAUUAUCUGUCAAUAUGGCUGCCUCAGUUUCAGGAGAAGGUGACAAUUCCGUGGGGAUUAUCAUUGGUGUAGUUGCAGGUGUUAUUCUGUUAAUCAUUAUAGCUGUUCUGGUUGGUGUCAAAUUCAGGAAUAUGAACCAUAAAGCAUAUAUAGCUACAAAAGAGAUUGAGGUCCCAGAGGUAGACAAAGGGAUGGCAGAGACCUCUGGUCAGUUUCAAGGAAACAGUAUUGAUUCAGGUGUAGUUGAGGAUAGCAAGUACUCUUCUGAUGAUGAUCCAACAAGGGUCGCUUUGCUUCCCCAGAAAGCCAAUGACUUAUCCGACCUUCAGAUCAAAAGAACAGAACCAUGUAAAGCACCACUUAUACAACAGGAUGACCCUCAACAUGUACAUUCCAGUAAAAACAGUAAAGAGAACGUCAACUCUGCCGUCACAAGUGGGAUAGGUUCUGGUGUUAGUGGUUCAGACUUGGGGCAGACAUUGGACACAGGACAGACAUUGUCGUGUCACCAAAGCCAGCAAGAUAAUACACUGUAUAAGAACGAGUCAGCUGACCACAGUAAUGGUCAGUUUGAUGCUGUUGACGAUGGUUACAGACGUCCCACUUUUGCAGACAGUUCAAGUGAUUCACAAUAUAGUCCAGUCAUUCAAGAUUCAGUAGAGUCAUAUACGCAACCCACCAUUUCAUAGAGACCAACAGCAGGCAAAUCCAUAAAGCAUCUUUUAAAGAAGUGAUUUAUGAAUUUAUUCAAGUUAUAUGUCUAUAAACUGGUGUAUAUCACAAUUCCUUGUGACGACGACUAUGUAUGAGUGUUAUAAUUCCGCCAGAGAGGAAAGACAUUGAAAAUAAUAUGUCACCUGAAGUCUUUCAGAAAAUUCUUUUUGAUUGUUGGAAAACAUGUGAAAGUGCAUAAUUUAUCUGCAGCAAGGAGUUUGGAUUGUGCACAUUUGUUAUGCUUAAGCAUGAAAACACCUUCAUUUAUACAAGUCCUAGAGAUGUUUUGUUGUUAUUCAUAUGAUCACAGAUUCAUUAAGAACUACUAGUAUUGGCUAUAUAUAUUUACCCUAGUAUCAACAUUACAGUUUUCUAUCAUAUUUUUCGGUUGACAAAUUUUUGAUAUUGCUUGUAGCAAGGAUUUGUGAUUGAAGAGAAAAUGCAUUCCUUUGUUUUUUUUUCAUAUAUGCAUCAGGAAUUAAGCAUAUAUGUAUUGUUGUGUAUAUACAUGUAUUGUUGUGUGUGUAUACAUGUAUUGUUGUGUGUG
Pecten maximus is the source of this 3461-nucleotide messenger RNA. RefSeq lists its product as uncharacterized. NCBI's taxonomy places the organism in Eukaryota, Metazoa, Mollusca, Bivalvia, Pectinida, Pectinidae. The record is from RefSeq and is a predicted model, not a curated record. Gene Ontology annotation, molecular function: protein binding. The transcript has 16 exons. The coding region runs from base 241 to 2889 and encodes 882 amino acids.